AUGCGCGGAACCACGUGUCAAAUAACAAGCAAAAUAGAAGAAAGAAGGAAACUGACAUUUUUGCCUCACAGUUUGCCAAAAUGUCGAGUUUCUUUCUUUCUUUUAAAACCAAAAGUGGAGCUCUGGGGAAAAAGAGAAAGAAUCUUUCACAAGUCAAAAAGAAAAGGGACAGCAAAGCCAUUAAGAAUAAAAAGAUUCCAUUAGCUACUACAAUACCAACCGAUGAAGACGAAGACAUUCCUAGUGACUCUGACACUGAAAACAAAGAUUACCAAUCUCUUGGUAUUGAUGAAGAUUUCAGUGAUAGAGAGGAGACAGCACCAGAGAAGAGACUACGCCUUGCUAAAGAUUACCUUCAGCAGCUGAAAGCUGAAGAAAGAGGAUCUUCAACUGAAGAAGAUGAAGAUGAUGAUGUUGAUAAUGAUGCCAUUGGUCGUAGGCUGCAAGAGAAAGCACUAGAGAAAUCAGGAAGGAUACACAAAGCUGUUGCUGAUCAAUGUACAGCUCCUCCUUUGGAGUCCAUUAGAUUCUUUAAAGGUCACAGAUUGUCAGUGACAUCUUUAGCACUCACUCCUGACGGCAGAUACGCAUUUACUGGCAGCAAGGACUCAUGUAUCAUAAAAUGGAAUGUUGAGAAAGGGGUCAAGGAGGUAAUGAUAACAAGAGGGAAGGAAGGAGCCCCUGGUCACACUGGGCAUGUAUUAGCAUUAGCAGUUAGUACUGAUGGAAUGUAUUUGGCUAGUGGUGGAACUGAUAACCUCAUUCAUAUGUGGAAUCCUCUCACUUGCAUUCAUUUGCAUACAUUCAGGGGACAUAAGAAUUCUGUUACUGGUUUAGUUUUCCAACACGGAGUGAAUCAGUUGUUUAGCUCUUCUUUAGAUAGGACAGUGAAAGUUUGGAACAUCAGUGAAAUGACAUACGUUGAAACACUUUUUGGUCAUCAAGAUGGUAUAAUCGCAAUAGACUGUCUCUCGCAAGAGCAUCCAAUAACAGCUGGUGUGGAUAAGACUAUCAGAGUUUGGAAGAUCAUUGAAGAGUCACAUUUAGUGUAUCAUGGACACAAGUCAUCUAUUGAUACUGUGAAGAUGAUUAAUGAUAAGAACUUUGUGUCAGGAUCACAGGACGGUAGUGUAGCUUUGUGGAAUAGUUCUAAAAAGAAGCCACAGGUUCUCAAGAGUUCCUCCCAUGAUUCUGCUGAUUUUGGAUAACAGCAGUAACUGCUCUACCACACUCUGAUCUUGUUGCCUCUGGGUCAAGAGAUGGGUAUAUACAUUUCUGGAAGUGUGGGGAGAGCUUUAGAACAUUGGAGAAAUUGUUCACCAUUCCACUGCCUGGUUUUAUAAAUAGUCUAUCAUUCUCAAGUGAUGGACGAUAUCUUGCAGCUGGAGUUGGGCAGGAGCAUAGGUUAGGAUGAUGGUGGAAGGACACUAGUAUUAGGAAUGGCAUUGCAUUCAUUUCUUUAAAUGUAAAAAAUAAUAAUUAGAAAAUUAGAAAGAAUCAUUAGUUU
Messenger RNA from Amphimedon queenslandica, 1507 nucleotides. Its product is annotated as U3 small nucleolar RNA-interacting protein 2-like. Lineage: Eukaryota; Metazoa; Porifera; Demospongiae; Haplosclerida; Niphatidae. The record is from RefSeq and is a predicted model, not a curated record. Gene Ontology annotation, molecular function: protein binding; U3 snoRNA binding. Bases 81 to 1208 code for a protein of 375 amino acids. The transcript has 14 exons. Gene Ontology annotation, cellular component: small-subunit processome.